Didymella exigua CBS 183.55 is the source of this 5853-nucleotide messenger RNA. RefSeq lists its product as uncharacterized. Lineage: Eukaryota; Fungi; Ascomycota; Dothideomycetes; Pleosporales; Didymellaceae. The coding region runs from base 1 to 5853 and encodes 1950 amino acids. The record is from RefSeq and is a predicted model, not a curated record. The transcript has a single exon.
AUGUCUCCCCGAACUGCAGCGACCGCGCUGCUACUUGCUUCUUUACCUUAUGGCCUUGCCUUGCCCCAAGUCAUUCCUUUGGUCAGCGACCUCGCACCGAACGUGACACCUGGCGCACUUUCACUCAUUCCCACUCUGGACGCAUCCACUGUUACGGUUGUCGGUACUAUUGUCCAACCUGCAGUUGAGUCUGCGGUCGAAGAAAUUGCUGAUGCCAUUGAAGAUGCUACCGAGACCGUUGCCUCCGCGCUGAAGAGCGCCACAGAUGCUGUCGAAGGUGGCCUUCCGACAGACGCUCCUUCUAUCUUGGACCUUGAUUCAAACAUCCUUCCUUUGAUCUUGCCAGGUGUCCUGCCCGUAGAGACUGACCUACCCCCUGUCGGUGCCCCGGAUGUCGUGUCUUCUGACCUUACUGACACCGACGAUCUCGAGGUGAUCGAUCUCCCAGCGCCUAGCGAGGACCCCUACAGCGAUGAUGGUCUCAUUGCCGAGCCAUUCUUCCCUGACUUCCUUGACCUCCCUGACGAAGCCAAUGUACCUAUCAGUACAUUCAACGCCGUGGUCCAGCCUCUGCUGUCAGUCAUCCAGACUCUGCUCAACUCUCUGCCCGGCAACUUCGCACCCCCUCUCCCUGGAAUCUUCCCCCACCCGUUGCUGCCAAAUGAGACACCGGAGAUCUUCAUCGAUCCUCCACUGCCUACCGAGGCCUUCAACGAUGCCGACGGGACCGCUACUGAUACGUUUGACCCUCUGAUCAGCAUUGUCAUCGAUCCUAUCCCAACCAACUCAAUCGCGGCAGACCUCCCCUUCGCUAAGAGGCAGGCGGCUACAGACAUCGACACCAACAGCAUCUACGCACUCAUCGCACCCAUUCUCGAGGCUAUCAACGCUCUCCUUGCGCAGAUCCCCUCUGUCGGUCAUGCAGUGUCCGAUGUCGUCUCUAACGUCCAGGCUGGUGUCCCAGAAUUGCCCGUCGACGUCCCUACCCUUCCAAUUGUUGAUGUUCCGUCACUGCCCGUACCUGACACCACGCUGCCGAUCCUGCAGUUACCCCCUGUAAAUGUGCCCGAUGCCUUGCCUACGGAUGACUUCCCAGUCGAUGUGCCAACACUAGCCCUACCCGAAUUGCCUCUCACGACCCCGCCUGCACUUCCAGGCCUCACCUCAGACAUCCCGGAUGAGGUGUUGAAUGCACCCUUCCCGGAUGACAUUGAGGGCAUCGACUGGGCUGCAUUCGAGUCGCCGCCGUUUUCCGGUCUCCCAGCGACGAGCCUUGAUGACGUUGCAAUUCCGGACGACAUUCUCAAUGUACCUGUGCCGGACUUCGAUGAGAACGGUCUCCCUAUCGACAAUGUGCUCGAUACUAUCUCGGACGCCACAGCUGCUGCCCCUUUGGUGCUGCCCACGAGCCUUGACGCACCUGGUGUUCUUCCGACCAAUCUGCUCGACUGGCCCUUCGCAGACAUCCCUGAGACUAUCGCACCAGCUGUGGACGGCGAGCUUCCAGAUCUUGACGACCUCCCCAUCCCAGAUGACGUGCUAAAUGUACCAGUACUCGAUGGUGCCCCACUCGACUUGCCCACGGAUGCGGCUGGUGGUCUUCUCGCCGACCCACUUGCGAACCUGCCAGUUCCAACCAACUUCCUCGAGCCUGCAGUUCCUACUGAGCUUCUCGAUGUGCCCGUCCCGACUGACUUGCUCAACGUCCCGGUCCCGACUGACUUGCUCAACGUCCCGGUCCCGACUAACUUGCUCGAUGUUCCGGUCCCGACCGACUUGCUCGAUGUCCCAGUGCCGACUGACUUGUUCGACAUCCCUGUUCCUGAGGGCUUUGAGGACAUUGCAGUACCCACCGAGAUCGUUACUGCUCUUCCUGCGGCCCCUUCGCUGGCCGACCUUGCCGACGCCUCCAUCCCAGAUGACAUUCUCAGCAUCCCUUGGCCUGAGCUAGACGAGAACGGUGUCCCCAUUGACCUACCCGUCGACUCUGGAAAUGACCUUAUUGCUCCUGCACCCCCCACAAAUCUGAACUGGUGGGAUAUUCCAGUGCCUGAUGAUUGGGUUGACGUGGACGACGUUCCAUCAAUUCUCCCCGCUCCUGUGACACCAGACAAUAUCCUGGCCCCUGAGAUCCUUGACGAGAGCAGUCUGCCACUCGACUUGCCCGCACCUGCGCUCCCGAUCGAGGCCUUCGGCGCUGGCUUCCCAAUACAAGCUCUACCUGAUGUACCGCUCGCUCUUCCCGCGGCCUCAGAUGUCGCAUCCGAGCUGCCCGUUGAUAAUCUCUUACCCAUCGAGGGUCCUGCUGCUUUGACAGAGGCAUUCACCGAUGUACCGACCGAUGCGCUGAGUGGUCUGCCGACUUCAAUCCUCGCAGAUGUGCUUCCUGUGCCCGCCGACGCUCUGGCUGUUGCUCCGGCGGUCACCGGUCUGGCUGAAGAUCUCCCUGUACUACCCGCCCCCGCAGAUGUCCUUGCUCCGGCCCUUCCUAUUGCGGCACCUGCAGUUGCUGACCCAGCUCUGUCUCUCGUCCCUGCUGUCAAGCUUCCCUUCCAAGUGCCUGCCGCAACAGGCUCCCUAGGCAGGCGCCAGCUACCAGACUUGUUCGCUCAAACCACACUGCCAGUUGACAGCGCUCAGGCCGCUUCUCCAGCCGCUGUCAAUGCUAUCACGAUGAGUUUGAUCAAGCCGCUGCUCAGCUUGGUCAGCUCACUGCUUGCUAAGCUUCCCGGCGUGGGGCAGACUGUGCCGGAUCUUGGUGCUACGCUGCCGGAUGUGAGCACUCUCGUACCAGCUCUACCUCUGCCUGCGAUUGGCGGAGUUGCGUCGACUGUCACUGGUGCUUUACCUGCAAGUCUUCUCCCAAGGCUUGAAGACAAGCUGAAGAAGCGUCAGUUCGGCCUCUUCGGUGGUCUGCCUUUCCUGGGCGGAUUUACCGGCGGUCUGCCAAACGUCGGCGGUCUUGCAGGUGGUCUUACUCAGAAUCUGCCGCUGGUCGGAGGCCUCACUGGCGGUCUCACUGGUGGUUUGCCAAACAUCGGCGGUCUUACUCAGAAUCUGCCACUGGUCGGAGGCCUCACUGGCGGCCUCACUAGCGGUCUGCCAAACGUCGGUGGUCUUACUCAGAAUCUGCCACUGGUCGGAGGCCUCACUGGCGGCCUCACUAGCGGUCUGCCAAACGUCGGUGGUCUUACUCAGAAUCUGCCACUGGUCGGAGGCCUCACUGGCGGCCUCACUGGCGGUCUACCAAACGCCGACGGACUCGCAUCCACUGUCACUGGUGUUGUGUCGACCGUCCCUCUUGUCGGUGGGCUCGUUGGAGGCGCUGCCCCUGCACUUGGUAGUGGUGCUAUCCCCGAUGUGGGCGGACUCACACCUACUGCCACCAAAGCUGUCAAGGCCGUCCCUGGACUUGGCGACGUUGCUUCCACGGCAGUACCCAAGGUUCCUCUCGCGUUCGAUUCUGGUCUGACUAAGACUUUGAUUCCAGCAAGUCUUCCUCUCGACCCUUCGGUUCUCCUUGGUGCUAUCAAGCCUGUGCUCUCGAUUAUCGAGUCAAUCGUAGCCUCGCUGCCGACUGCAGGAGUACCUCACGCAAAGCGCGACGCUGCUGCUCUGCCCAUCGACCCUGAGCUCAUCUUUAAGAUCAUCGCGCCUCUUUUGCAAGUCGUUAACAAACUGAUCGAGCUCAUCCCUGCUGAUAAGCCUGAGCUCCCAGCUGUUACCAAUAUAAUCAAUGGCCUUCAGAAGCGCGGUGUCACAACAGAUAUCCCCUCACUGCCGGUUCCUCUGGACAUAAACAUCAUCCUUGCCGUCAUCAGGCCCCUACUCGAACUUGCGACUGGAUUGCUCACGAAAAUUCCUGCUCCUGUGAGCAGUGUCAUUUCGACUUCGCCACUCAACAAUGUUCUUGGAAGCCUUCCUUUAGGAAAGCGUGAUACCGCUGCAAUCCCUGGACUUGAAAUUCUGGCAUCCAUUCUCGAGCCAUUGUUGGCACUUGUCAAUUCCCUCCUCGCAAAGUCUCCGAUACCACUCUCUCUCUCGGUACCUGACGUUGGCCUCGACUCGAUUGUUGGAAGCUUGACUAAGCGUCAGCUUGAGACCAUUACUGGCGCUCUCGAUCCUGCAAGUACCCUGAGUCUGGUUCAAUCACUUGUCCAGACCAUACUCGGACUUCUCAACGCCUUACCCGUCAACCCAGCUACUGUCCUACCCAAAAUUCCUCUGAGUGGUUUCGGUAAACGCGACCUCGACAGCCUUCCUCUCCAGCCAGAUCAGAUCCUCGGCCUCGUGAAGCCCAUUCUCAGUCUGAUCACCUCCUUGCUCAAGACCCUCGUGCCUACUGUAUCGGAUGCCGUUUCCUCGCUCCCUGUUCCUAUCAGGCGCCAGGUUCUCGGUACGGGCAUUGAUCCUGCCGCCAUUGCUGCGACCGUCGCGCCUCUGCAGUCCCUCAGCGACGCUAGUGCUAUAUUAGAGAUUCUGCCUCCUUUGCUCCGUGUUCUCGGCCAGCUUAUCGCUGGCCUACCUCUGCCAGCGGUACAGCAAAUUCCCCUAGUUAACACUCUUGGGAACUUGGGCAAGAGACAGCUUCGCGGUGCGUCUGCUGAUGCUACUCAGGCUCUGAGCAUCCUUCCCGGUCUGCUCAACCUUUUGUCAGGUCUGCUUGGUUCUCUGAACUUGCCUGUAAACGCUGGAUCCAUCGUCACAGGCGCCGCCGCUCCUGUGCUAGGUGCUGCCACUGUUGCUGCUGGCCCCGUUCUGAAUGUUGCCGCCCCUCUUGCCGCUCCUGCUCUUGGUAUUGCAGCACCCAUACUUGGCGUGGCUACUGGUGCGGUCGCUCCAGUAGUCGGCACAGUCGGCGGUCUUACAGGCACAGUCGGCAGCCUCACUGGCACAGUUGGUGGCCUUGCGGGCGGAGCAGGUGGACUUACAAACCCUCUUGGCAGCGUUACUAGAGCACUCGGUGGGCUUACUGGUGGGCUCACCAAGACGCUCCCCAUCCCUGUCAACCUCCCUCUCGCACGUCGCGCCAUCGAAAAAUUCCAGCAAGGUCCUGCAAGUGACUGGGAGUCUUUUUUAGGUGAGCUGGAUGAGUCCAAACAGCCAGAGUUGGCUGGGCUCAUCCACGACUCCGCGAAGGCCGUCAACAACGAUAAUCUCGACACUCUGGCUGAUACUCUCAGGUCUGACUUUGGCGACCUGAGUGAGUACACAAAGUCAGCCUUGCUGGAGGGUUUCGCUGCCACCACAUUCGGCAAGCGGAGCUUGCGGCUCGCCAAACGCCAGGAGUUUUUUGGUGUUCCUGGAGUGCAGAGCAUUGGUCCGAACCUUGACGAUGCGCAGAAGAUUGAUUUGAGCGGGUUCAACCUCGACCCAAACAAUCAGCUCAACGGCUUGGCUGCAGGAGGUACCCCAGUGGACACCGAUCGACCGCCCACUCCUGGCUCUUUUGAACAGCUGAGCGACCCGUCAAUCAGCCUUGGUGACCCUGAACUCCUUGAUAUCCUCGUAAGUGGCGGCCUGGACCCCAACGGCAUGCGCAGCCCCGUUGGCGGUGCUCCUGUCGACGAUGUCGAGGAGACCGAUCCCUACGAGGGCAUUCGUCAGUCCCUGGAGCCUGCUUUCGGCAGUGGCAAGCCACUUGAGGGCCUUGAUGCCACGCUCCAGGCUGCAAAGAAUAACCGUUUCAGUGAAAGAAAGCCAAGCCUUUCGUGGGUACCGCAAGCCGGUGGAUCGGCUGCUGCACAGCAGGCGGUGGCAGCGGCGAAGCAGCAGGGCAAUGUUAUGCUGUGGUUCCAAAAGUCCAUCAAGCCGAGCUGGAACAAGGAUGUUGAUGCUGAGAUUAUGAGAUAG